CCCAAACGAGUCUAGUAAGCGAGGAAUCACCUGAGCUCAUUACACCAGCAGCGCACAGGUGUAAAAAUGGGCAAAGCAGUUGGACGCUGGGACUUUGAAUGGGUCUAUAAUGAGCAACCGCACACAUGGAGAAGAAAGGAAAUAUUAGCAAAGUAUCCUGAAAUCAAGUCUUUGAUGGGUCAUGACCCCCAGCUGAAGUGGGUCGUGUCAGGGAUGGUACUCACCCAGCUCCUGGCGUGUUACAUGGUCCACGAGCUCUCCUGGAAGUGGGUGUUGUUUUGGGCGUAUGCCUUCGGUGGCUGCAUCAAUCACUCUUUGACCCUAGCCAUCCAUGACAUUUCACACAAUGUGGCCUUUGGCACCAAAAGGGCACGCUGGAAUCGCUGGUUCGCCAUGUUCGCCAAUCUCCCGAUUGGCUUGCCUUAUUCAGCAUCCUUCAAGAAGUACCACAUCGACCACCAUCGUUAUCUCGGAGGAGAUGGAUUGGACGUGGAUAUUCCUACCGACCUUGAGGGCUGGUUCUUCUGCACCCCAGCCAGAAAGGUGCUCUGGCUCUUUCUCCAGCCUUUGUUCUAUGCGCUCCGUCCGUUGGUGGUGAACCCCAAGCCCGUGACCAGGUUGGAAAUGCUCAAUGCAGUCGUACAGUUUGUGGUAGACAUUAUCAUCUACUAUUUUUGGGGUCUCAAGCCCAUAGUCUACCUCAUCGCUGGCUCUAUACUGUGUAUGGGCCUGCAUCCCAUCUCUGGACACUUCAUCGCUGAGCACUACAUGUUUAUGAAAGGUCAUGAAACCUACUCUUAUUACGGCCCUCUCAACUUAAUAACCUUCAAUGUGGGAUACCAUAUGGAGCACCAUGACUUCCCCAGCAUUCCAGGCAGCAAAUUACCUGAGGUCAAGAGGAUUGCAGCAGAGUACUAUGACUCACUCCCUCAACACACUUCCUGGAUGCGAGUGCUCUGGGACUUCGUAUUUGAUGACACCAUCGGCCCCUACGCCAGAAUCAAGAGACAAUACAAACUUGGCAAAAAGGAAUGAAUUGGGUGUUAGACUACUGAUCUAAUCAAACGUACUACAAGGUAUUUACACAAAUCUGUGAGGCACUUGAAGGCUGUUAGUUAAAAGGGAGCAAACCCUUUCACACGUGAACCUGCAUACCCUUUUCAUUCCGUCACAGCAUUUCAUCAUAUAGAUCCAUCUGUACAAUGUAUGAACAAUAACUGUACAUUCCCUGCGCCUGGGACCGUGUUACAGGAUUUGUGAUUUAUUGUUUGGGUGUAUCAAAGCCCAGCGAAUUGUCUCAAAAUCGUUCCAUACACUCAUUCCAAACUAAAACAUCUGAUGUUGUUUUUAUGGUAUCCAUGUUCAUUAUCAAUGCAGUUAUUUGUGAUUAUUAUUGCAAUCGCCACUUUCUCAACUAAAUCCAACUACUGAGAUGCCAGUUAAGAUGUACCUGAGGAAAGAAGUGCUGAGAUGGAACGUUUAAGUGGACUUAAUGCCUUUUCAUCAGUGAGGCCUUUUAGAAAACUGAAUAUUUAAUUGUUUCGUGCGCUAUUGUGUAACUUGAAGUCUUUCGAUAUUUUGACAUGUUCUGUCGUUUGCACUGUGAUAGUUUAACUCAGAACUCCAUUGUGAUAAAGCUGUUGUGGAAUAUAUUUGUUCAGCACAAUGUAUUUCAAUAAACUUCCUAAUCUUACACGAUGAACCUGAAUAAUGGCAGAGAGGUUUUGUAAGGGGUCGUUUGUAAUGUUCAAUGAAAAUGAGUCAUUUUUUUUUUUAAGGAAGCAUGAGACAAGCUUUUCCCCCUUUUAAACAGUCUUUUAAAGUUCUUUUAAUUCCAUCAAUCUCACACUCUCAACAGGUUUAAUUUAAUUGUAAUUUCUGUGAAAUAUCAACAUCAACUUUUAAAAUCAGGAUCAACCUAAUUAAACCAGAAUACAUUGUAUGUUCAAACAAUUCACCCAAUACUUUAAGCCACUUUCAAUAAUUCAUCUCACGUUGUGUGAGUGUGUAUAUAUACACGUAUAUAUUUCCAUGUCCAUCUCUUGAGCUCAUUAAAAGAGCGUCUAUAUUUAACCUCAUACCUCCAAAUCAAUUUAAAACAGUUCUACUGAACUUCUGCAGUGGCCAAAAAAAACAAAAGAAAA
Sinocyclocheilus anshuiensis is the source of this 2144-nucleotide messenger RNA. RefSeq names its product sphingolipid delta(4)-desaturase/C4-monooxygenase DES2-like. The transcript has 3 exons. The coding region runs from base 67 to 1035 and encodes 322 amino acids. Gene Ontology annotation, cellular component: membrane. Gene Ontology annotation, biological process: ceramide biosynthetic process; sphinganine metabolic process. The record is from RefSeq and is a predicted model, not a curated record. NCBI's taxonomy places the organism in Eukaryota, Metazoa, Chordata, Actinopteri, Cypriniformes, Cyprinidae. Gene Ontology annotation, molecular function: sphingolipid delta-4 desaturase activity.